Molecule: messenger RNA, 3553 nt
Organism: Salarias fasciatus (jewelled blenny)
Lineage: Eukaryota; Metazoa; Chordata; Actinopteri; Blenniiformes; Blenniidae
Gene: fem1a
Product: fem-1 homolog a
Exons: 1
Coding region: 249-2102 (617 amino acids)
Molecular function (GO): protein binding
Source: RefSeq, a predicted model, not a curated record
UCCUGUAGCUAGAAUUCUGUUGAAAACUACAUUACCCAGAAUGCCUCGCCAACCCCGUAAACAUAGACCUGUCAAACAACACAAACGCCAUCUUGACAGCACCCUCAAAAUGGCAGAAAGAUGUGAGGCUGAAACCGAGUUCAAACUCAGAUUCCCGUACUCCGCUUUCUAACGGCAGCCUGUCCAGUUUCCGCCUAAACGACAGGUUAUGGGGACGGUGCCUGGCGCCGCAGCACAGAGCCUGUAAAAUGGAUAUAACGACGGCGGUUUUCAACGCGGCUCGAGAUGGUAAGCUGAAACUUAUCCAGAAGUUGCUGAGCAACAAAACUCCUGAGGAGCUGGAGGCGCUGGCCGAGGAGAAGACCCAGGGAGGGACCCCGCUGCUGAUAGCCUCCCGGUACGGACACCUGGAGGUCGUGGACUACCUCCUUGAACACUGCAAGGCGAACGUUGAACUCGGGGGCUCGGUCAACUUUGACGGCGAGACCAUCGAGGGCGCCCCGCCGCUGUGGGCGGCGUCGGCCGCCGGUCACCUCCCGGUGGUGAAGACGCUGCUCAAGCACGGAGCGUCGGUCAACAACGCCACGCUGACCAACUCCACGCCGCUGCGGGCCGCCUGCUUCGACGGCCACCUGGAUAUCGUCCGCUACCUGGUGGAGCACCGAGCCGACAUGGAGGUCGCCAACCGCCACGGCCACACCUGCCUGAUGAUCUCCUGCUACAAGGGCCACAAGGAGAUCGCCAAGUUCCUCCUGGACCGCGGGGCCGACGUGAACCGGAAGAGCGUGAAGGGAAACACCGCCCUCCAUGACUGCGCCGAGUCCGGCAGCCUGGACAUCAUGAAGAUGCUCCUCAAGUGCAAUGCGCGCAUGGAGCGGGACGGGUACGGGAUGACCCCGCUUCUGGCCGCCAGUGUCACCGGCCACACCAACAUCGUGGAGUAUCUCGCCCACCAGCCUCGAACCUCCAGAGAGGAACGCAUUGACGCGCUUGAACUCCUUGGAGCAACUUUUGUAGACAAAAAACGUGACCUGCUGGGUGCAAUGAGGUAUUGGAGAAGAGCCAUGGAGCUGAGGCAGCCUGGGGACAAAGCUGGACCCCUGGCCAAGCCCCCACCCGGCCCCCCUAUUCCCGCAUAUGGCUGUGCACAAGAGGUGAACACCGCAGAGGAGCUCGAAGCUUUGAUCACUGACCCUGAUGAGAUGAGGAUGCAAGCCUUGCUGGUCCGUGAGCGCAUCCUGGGGCCAUCCCACCCAGAUACUUCGUAUUACAUCCGCUACAGGGGAGCUGUGUAUGCGGACUCCGGGAACUUUGAGCGCUGCAUCAGUCUGUGGAAAUAUGCUUUAGACAUGCAGCAAAGUAACCUUGACCCUCUCAGCCCCAUGACAGCCUCCAGUUUCCUCUCCUUUGCAGAGCUCUUCUCCUUCGUUCUUCAGGACCGGGCAAAAGGCACGCUGUCGACCCGCAUCACCUUCCACGACCUGAUGACUGUGCUGGGGAAGAGCGUCAGAGAGGUAGAGCGAGCUGUCGCGCAGAGGGACAACCCCCCCGAAGCUCCUCAGUUCACCAAGGCUCUCUCCAUCAUUCUGCACCUCAUCUUCCUGCUGGAGAAGCUGGAGUGCAGUCAAGAGCAGGAACACCAGAAGAAGCACACAGUGUAUCGCCUGCUGAAGCUGAACCCUCGAGGUCGGAGUGGCUUCACGCCGCUCCACAUGGCUGUAGACAAGGAAACAACAUCUGUGGGCCGCUACCCGGUCGGCCGCUUCCCCUCGCAGGCGGUGGCAGCGCUGCUCCUGGAGUGCGGGGCAGACGUCGACUCACGCGACUGCGAGAACAACACGCCACUGCACAUCGCUGCUAACAAUGGCUGUCCAGAAAUCAUGGCACUACUUAUGAAGGCUGGGGCUCACUUUGACGCAACAAAUGCACAGAGGAAGACGGCCUAUGAGCUGUUAGAUGAGCACGGCAGCGGCCAUCCGGCCCUGUACCCACUGAACUACAUCACCCUUCAGUGCCUGGCAGCACGUGCGAUUGAAAAGCACAGACUGCCCUACAGAGGACUGAUCUCAGAGGAGAUGGAGACUUUCAUUGAGCUGCACUGACUUCCAUUUUUGUCCCCUGGAAAGGCACUUCUCUACCUGUCCUCCCGCCAGUAAUUACUAUUACCUGCCUCAAACGGGUCUCCUCAACAUUCUCCUGAUGUUUGCCCUCCUCUGACUUUACAAAUUUUGUGUCAGACCAAACCAUAGCAAUAAACCUAUCCUCCAGGCUUAAAGCUCUUGUUGAGUUUGGGUUAAUUCUAACUUUAUUCUAAUGUUAAGCCACGUUGACUUUUUAGGGGAUUGUUAAUUUCUACUGCUAUUUAAUUCUGUGUGAAAUUUCAUGAACUUCAUACGGGCUUUCACAUGCCUCCCUAAAGGAGAGUUACAGUAUGAUGGUGCUUGGAUUGGUUUGCUGGUGUAUUAACUGUGUGAAAGGUGGGUUUAAGUAUUGAUGAUUAAGCAUCUGAUCAAAGUAACCAGACAACAUGCAUGGAAGUGGUGUGUGAACGUGGAAGCUUCAUUCAGGGAGGAAGCAUUUGAUCAAACUCUUACUUGUUCACACAUAUCGUCUGUUAUGUUUUGCUGUUAAUGGUGACGUACGGAAAGCACUGUGCCAAAUGUUCUGUUAUAAACUGCUGAAAAAAAGAAAAAUCUAUGAGCUCAUGUUCCAAAUUUUAAACAGAAUUAAGGUUAUGGAUACAUACGAGUCCAAUUCCUAAGGAUCAGCAAUGUCAGUUUAUAUUUCAGACUGUGACAGUACUUGUCGGCAUAAGGAGCCAUUACCUAACAGAGCCUGAUAGCGUGUUGUAUCGCUUUGACGAUGUGAAAAACAAAAAAGAAAGGAAACGACGGAUAUAAUUGUCUGGCUAACAAUACCCAGUCUCCAUACAGAUUCAUAUCCUAUGCAGUUUGUAUUAUUCAAUCAAAGGAAAGUUAAAAUUCACUGCAAAAUCAGAUUUCCCUCUUGCUUCUCUAAACUUGACACAAACUCAAAAGAAAUAAAUACCAGCUGAAUUUCUGAACUAAGAAUGUUUCCUUAAAUCUCUGCCUUUGUCUGUGAAUGAGCAGUUUUGAACUGGAGCCUAAAGUGUGCCUACAUCGCUCCUUCUUGAUCAGCGGCAUCUGCUGUUUAAUGUCAGAGAGUUGGUGAGGACGGCUGUGGAGCUUUGGCCCUGUUGACAGAAUAAACCUCGAUGCAUCGGUUCUGUUAUAGAGUGGAUUUUCCUUUUAAUGUCAGAUGCAGCUCACGGUUCUCCGGCCAUCUCUGCAUCUUAGUCUUAUAUUUAUUAGUCCCUCUUUUGUUGAUCUUGUGUUAUCAUGAAUGUUUCGUCUGUCUGUGCAAAAGCACCACCUAGUUGAAUGCACACUGAGAAGCUCUGAGGGAAUUCAAAACACCUUACAUUCUGGCUCUGGACUGUCGCUGCCUUUCUUUUUCUCAGCCGAUUAACUGAUGAUAACUCAAGAACAAAAGUGUGUUGAAGGUACUUGAAUAAAAUUCAGUAUCACAACAG